This is a messenger RNA of Ascochyta rabiei, 1287 nucleotides long. RefSeq lists its product as uncharacterized. Gene Ontology annotation, molecular function: protein dimerization activity. The record is from RefSeq and is a predicted model, not a curated record. The transcript is spliced from 2 exons. Bases 1 to 1287 code for a protein of 428 amino acids. Lineage: Eukaryota; Fungi; Ascomycota; Dothideomycetes; Pleosporales; Didymellaceae.
AUGCCACGCCCCAGCUUCCCCCCAACGCCGCAGCCUUCAACUGAUAUUACCGGCAAGAGCAGCGCAAAUGCUCCCCAGCUAGAGAGCAGCUUCACUCUACCUCCAGCAGCGUUGAGCGGCAGAGGCAGCGUCGCCAGCUCGUCUGGGCCAUCCGAAACCGCUUCAGACUCGUCUUAUCGACCACUUUCACCUGCAUCUCCCGUAGCUACGUCAAAGCCCAGCCAGAGCCGCAAGCGUUCAAGCACGGCCUCACAAAAAGGCAUCAUCACCAAAGAUGACUACUCUCUGCCACCUCCGCCGACGAGGUCGCGCAAGAUCAUACAAAUGAAGCCCAAGGACGUGCAAGAGGCACCCAAAGCACAGCCGGAGAAGCACGAUGCGAAAGCCUCAGCUGAAAAGACUGGGGGAGCCAAGAGGAAGCAGACGGGCAACACAACAGCUGCUGGUCGCAAGAUUGCUCGGAAGACUGCACACAGCUUGAUUGAACGGAGAAGGAGGUCCAAGAUGAAUGAGGAGUUUGGUGUACUCAAGGAUAUGAUCCCCGCGUGCAGGGAUCAGGAAAUGCACAAGUUGGCGAUCCUGCAAGCAUCCAUUGAGUACAUGCGCUACCUCGAGCAAUGCGUUGCCGACCUCAAGACGGCCAACCAGACACGACAUGACUCGCCCUCGUCUGCUACGUCGGAGCUCGCUCCUCCACCACUCAGACGAGCUUCGGACGAAGAGGAAGAGGAAGAGGACGAAGAAGACGAAGACGAGGAGAUGAAGGAUGUGGCAUCACCAACCCACGUGGUCAACACCAUCCCGAAGUCCACCUACCACUUCGCCACCGCAUCGCCCGCCAUAUACCCUUCUGACAGGGGGAGUGUUUACUCACAGUCCACAACCACUUCUCCUGCUAUGUUGCCUCAGGAUCGCAACUACUGUUCUGCCCAUGCUUCACCAGCUCUCCAGCCAUCUGAUCCCCAUCGAUACUCUUUGACCUCUGUAACAUCACUGUCCAUCACAGCUUCACCAGCAUUCAGCGCCCAAGCAUCGCAAACGCCUUCAGCCGCAAUGUUCAGCAACCCUUUCCAUACCGGCCCACCGAGCACCGGGCCCGUCGCCGCCCCAGGCUCAGCACAUGGUGUGGCACCGUUUGCGCUGACCUCACCUGCGCUGGGACCACAAGCAGAUCGCGAAGAUCAGAUCGCUACCGAGGCACUCAUGAUGUUGAACUCGGCGGACCGCAGAAGCUGGACAGGAAGUGGUGUACGAGGUAUGAGCGUCAAAGAUUUGCUAAGCGGGUAG